CUUAGUUGCCAAGAACGUGCAUGUGAAUCUACAAUAACAUCUCAUGCACCGGUAGGGUCCUUUAGCCAGCCUUUUCUCUCUUGUUCUCUUGCCAAACUCCAACUCUUAAGAAUCUCCCACUCCUCUCCCUCUCGCCCUCCCUCCCUCUCUCUCACACACAUUCAGAUACACGUACAGUAGUCCUCAUUGCUAAGAUUCUUUCUUCGUUCCUUUUUUCUUCUUGGUGACUCUUUAUUUCUUAUCUCCCCCCGCUAGUAUCAUCGAAAUGAUGCAGGAAAAACCUCCUUUUCCUUCAAAACUCCUCCAUCUUUCUCUUCUUGUUUUUCUCCUCACCAUUUUGGAUAAUGGAGUUCAAUGUUUUCAAGGGAAGAAAGUCCUCAGCAUGCAUAAAUUCCACUGGAAACAGGAGAGUGCUAGUUCAAGUUGCCUCUCCCAAAAAUCAAGGUGGGAGAAUGGUGCAGUGAUAUUGGAAAUGAAGCACAAAGAUUCUUGCUCAGGAAAGAUCUUAGACUGGAAUAAGAAGCUUCAAAAACGCUUGAUCAUGGAUAACUUUCAGCUUCGAUCGCUUCAAUCUAGAAUUAAAAACAUCAUUUUAUCUGGAAAUAUUGAUGAUUCAGUGGAUACUCAAAUCCCAUUAACUUCUGGUAUAAGACUUCAGUCACUAAACUACAUAGUUACAGUGGAAUUAGGUGGUCGAAAAAUGACAGUGAUUGUGGACACAGGAAGUGACUUGAGUUGGGUUCAAUGUCAACCUUGCAAUCGAUGUUAUAAUCAACAAGACCCUGUUUUCAACCCUUCAAAAUCUCCUUCAUACCGAACAGUUCUAUGCAAUUCAUCAACGUGUCGAUCCCUACAGCUUGCAACUGGAAAUUCAGAAGUUUGUGGGAGUAACCCUCCGACUUGUAACUAUGUUGUUAACUAUGGUGAUGGGUCCUACACAAGCGGUGAGGUGGGUAUGGAGCAUCUUAAUUUAGGAAACACUACAGUCAACAACUUCAUAUUUGGCUGUGGUAGGAAAAAUCAAGGUCUAUUUGGUGGAGCUUCAGGUCUUGUGGGAUUGGGAAGGACUGAUCUCUCUUUGAUUUCUCAAAUUUCACCCAUGUUUGGAGGAGUUUUCUCCUAUUGUUUGCCUACAACAGAAGCUGAGGCUUCAGGUUCACUAGUCAUGGGUGGAAAUUCCUCGGUUUACAAAAACACAACUCCUAUUUCAUACACCAGAAUGAUUCACAAUCCGCUACUACCCUUCUAUUUUCUCAACCUAACUGGCAUUAAUGUUGGUGGGGUAGAAGUACAAGCACCAAGUUUCGGUAAAGACAGAAUGAUAAUUGAUUCUGGGACGGUUAUUUCAAGACUUCCUCCUUCAAUUUACCAGGCACUAAAGGCUGAGUUUGUGAAGCAAUUUUCAGGUUAUCCUUCUGCACCAUCUUUUAUGAUUUUUGAUAGUUGCUUCAACCUUAGUGGAUAUCAAGAAGUUGAGAUUCCAGACAUAAAAAUGUACUUCGAGGGAAGUGCUGAGCUCAAUGUGGAUGUAACCGGGGUUUUCUAUCCUGUCAAGACUGAUGCGUCUCAGGUCUGCUUGGCUAUUGCAAGUCUCCCGUAUGAAGAUGAAGUUGGCAUAAUUGGGAAUUAUCAGCAGAAAAACCAGAGGAUUAUAUAUGACACCAAGGGAUCCAUGUUGGGAUUUGCUGAAGAAGCUUGCAGUUUCUACUAGGUCGAUGAUUUGGAAGAAUAAAGAUCAGGUGUGUGACUGUACAAAUGUAAUUAUUUGAUGCAAUGCCAACUGUUCUUGUUGGAAAAGAAAUCAUCAAGCAGUAGUUUUUCUAAGUUCAUAUCACAUACAAAUAUCUUUAAUUUUAAAUAGGGGAAAGGUAUAGACUGUGUAAAUGCCAUUUCCAAUUUCUUGAGUGUUUCUACAGUGCAGUCCCAACACAGCAAAGAUAUCUUUUGUAUAAUUUUCAUGUAAGAUCUGUUUGAAUUUAAGAAAGGAUGCCGAAUGUCGUUAUAUAA
Messenger RNA from Populus nigra (black poplar), 2007 nucleotides. RefSeq names its product aspartyl protease family protein At5g10770-like. Bases 266 to 1711 code for a protein of 481 amino acids. Gene Ontology annotation, biological process: proteolysis. Gene Ontology annotation, molecular function: aspartic-type endopeptidase activity. NCBI's taxonomy places the organism in Eukaryota, Viridiplantae, Streptophyta, Magnoliopsida, Malpighiales, Salicaceae. The record is from RefSeq and is a predicted model, not a curated record. The transcript has 2 exons.